Molecule: messenger RNA, 1222 nt
Organism: Aspergillus nomiae NRRL 13137
Lineage: Eukaryota; Fungi; Ascomycota; Eurotiomycetes; Eurotiales; Aspergillaceae
Product: ASCC2 family CUE domain-containing protein
Exons: 1
Molecular function (GO): ubiquitin binding
Source: RefSeq, a predicted model, not a curated record
AUGGCAAAUUGGCCUCCUCUGGCACCAGUUCCACCCCCCGCGGUGCAGAGUGCCAUACCCCCCCAGGAAUGGGAGCUCUAUAUAGAUGCGUGGAUUUUGCUUCUGAGCUUGCGCAUAGAGUCAUCCGAUGCGAAAUUCGCAGAACAUGCACCCACAGAUGACUCCGCAGUCACCUUCUUGACUUCAUUCUAUGACCAGCUGGCAAGUGCUGGUACGCCCGGUUUGCAUACGGGGUCGAAAGUAAGAACACUACGGAAGCUAUGUUUCUUGCUCACAAGACGACUCUUGUUGGACGCGCCCACCUCCCCACCGGAUCUACUAGAAUGGAAGUACCUGGGUAACAUGUGCAGUUGCUAUCCCUCCAGCUCUGCGCUGAAGAAACUACUGUCCGAAGCAUGGGACAAGCAUGAAGAGACUAUAUCAUCGAGCCUCGAGAAGGCAAAGACAACCAUGACGAAACAGCUGUCUAUGUCAAGCUCCGCACAAGUUCCCAAGACCAUCCCUGACAUUCGCCUAUUAACCAUCCUGGGCUCUGUCCUCCCCGCAUGCGGCCAGGCACUGAUGGCCGGCUCCGACUUCCUGGACACAUGCUGCGAAGCAUACCAAGCACACAAGAGGGACGAGCUCCGCAAAGUACUAGUCGCCAUUGUCUACGUCGGCCUUACAUCUCUACUAAAAGGCCCCAAACCAAACCUCUCCCUACUUCUGGACCAGCUCUUCAGCCUAAAGGCCAGCGCAGGGAUCAAUGCGCCCACAGCAAAGAAGGAACCCACUCUCCUCUCCGACCUAAUCUGCAGCUCCGAUCUCCUCGUCCGCCUGGACCGGUACCUAAUCUCGCACCCACAGAAACGCGGCCAGGAUCUCCUCUCCAGUCUGCGCGCAUACCAAACCGAAUCGAAUGUAUUCCACCACCGCUACCAGAAACAAAAGAAAAGAUCCGAUAAAGGCAAAGGCCGCGCCACCACAGAUCUCCCCCCAGCAGAAGACAUGCACAUUCACCGAAUGUCGCUCAUCACGCAGAUCCAGGACCUCUUCCCCGACCUGGGAUCGGGGUACAUCGUCCGCCUACUCGAUGUCUACGACGAUAACCCGGAGACCGUCAUCGCACAUCUCCUGGAUGACUCUAUCCCCCCUGAACUCCGGGACCUUGAUAAAUCAGAACAACUUCCCACUACCGAUUCCCCUGCCCCCAAGCACGACCCCUUCCCUCCGCGCCCAACAC